Capsella rubella is the source of this 1759-nucleotide messenger RNA. RefSeq names its product S-type anion channel SLAH2. Gene Ontology annotation, biological process: transmembrane transport; intracellular monoatomic ion homeostasis. The transcript has 4 exons. NCBI's taxonomy places the organism in Eukaryota, Viridiplantae, Streptophyta, Magnoliopsida, Brassicales, Brassicaceae. Gene Ontology annotation, molecular function: voltage-gated monoatomic anion channel activity. Gene Ontology annotation, cellular component: membrane. The record is from RefSeq and is a predicted model, not a curated record. Bases 149 to 1705 code for a protein of 518 amino acids.
ACAUGGUUUGUGUUUUUAUAUGUUUAUGUCCAACUAAUCCAUUUGCAAAGUUGGAUGUGACGUUUUGAGUUGGUUUAUAUAAAUAUAAUUCCAAAAUUUAUGUACUAAAACAGGGGAAACGUUUGAUCAAAAAAUAACAGGGGAAACGAUGAAUAAUCCAAGAUCGGCCAGUCCUUUGGGUUCUUCAGCAAACACAGAUCUAUUUCAAAAUCAACGUCAGUCUAGUUGCAAAGAGUUCUCAAGAUUAGAGACACGAAACGGAGCGAGGAAGAUGAUCUUUCAUUCCAAGUCUAUGCCCCGAGGUGCCAUGUUUCUUGAUCAAGAAACUUCUAGAAACUUCCACGACAAGAGGUAUGACCUGUUCAGGACCAUGUCAGGGAAGCUAGAACGUCAGAUUUCUAAUUUACGUGGGAAACCCAUCGAGAGCUCGUUGCAGGAUAAAGAGAUCACUGAAUCUUUAACCGCUGAUAGAUUCUUUGAUGCUCUUCAAGGCCCCGAACUUGAAACUCUUAAGGAGAAGGAGGAGAUAGUUCUGCCUGACGACAAAACGUGGCCGUUUCUUCUACGGUUUCCGAUCACAUCGUACGGGAUGUGUCUUGGAGUAAGCAGUCAAGCCAUCAUGUGGAAGACCUUAGCAACCACAAACGCUGAGAGGUUCUUGCACGUGACGCAAGUGAUCAACCACGUGCUCUGGUGGAUCUCUCUCGUCCUCCUCCUCGCCGUCUCCAUCACUUAUCUCCUCAAAACCAUCCUCUACUUCGAGGCGGUCCGCCGUGAGUUCCGGCAUCCGAUCCGAGUCAACUUCUUCUUCGCUCCCCUCAUAUCAGUCCUCUUCUUGGCACUUGGAAUCCCACACUCCAUCAUCUCACAUCUUCCCUCUACACUUUGGUACUUCCUUAUGGCUCCCAUCUUGUUUCUUGAGAUGAAGAUUUAUGGACAGUGGAUGUCUGGUGGGCAACGACGCCUCUCCAAAGUUGCUAAUCCUACAAACCACCUUUCCAUCGUUGGUAACUUCGCCGGAGCACUUUUAGGAGCAACAAUGGGGUUGAAAGAAGGACCAAUGUUCUUCUUUGCCGUGGGGUUGGCUUAUUAUUUGGUCUUAUUUGUGACUCUCUAUCAGAGACUUCCCACAAACGAAACCUUACCUAAAGAGCUUCACCCUGUUUUUUUCCUUUUUGUGGCUGCACCAGCCGUCGCUUCCAUGGCCUGGACCAAGAUCUCUGCCUCUUUCGAUCUCGGCUCGCGUCUCGCUUACUUCAUCUCCUUGUUCUUGUACUUUUCUCUGGUUUGUCGGAUUAACCUUUUCCGCGGAUUCAGAUUCUCGCUAGCUUGGUGGGCAUACACGUUUCCAAUGACAGCAGUGGCCAGCGCGACAAUAAAAUAUUCAGACGAAGUCACGGGAGUAGCAACGAAGAUACUGUCGGUAGUGAUGUCGGGAGCAGCAACUCUAACGGUGAUAGGUGUGCUAGGAUUGACGGUGAUGCACGCAUUUGUCCAAGGUGAUCUCUUCCCUAAUGACGUUGUCAUAGCAAUAAGCGCAGAGCAACCGAAGCAGAAGAGAUGGUUCAAACAGCUCACAAAAGGAAGCUUGGGACAUAGUGAGAGAUGCCUCAAGGUUUUGGACCCGGAAGACAAUGAAAUAGAUUUAGAAUCUCCACCUCUGAAAAAUGUAGUUUGUCCUCCCAGGGUGCGCAAUUUAAAUUAAAGAUAUUAUUCUUGAAUACAAUCCCCUGUUACGUUUAACUAUUUCUUGGACUAA